AUGGCCCGCGUUGCUUCCGUGAUGGCCCUGUCCGCCACCGGCUGCAUGGCAUUCACCGCCCCUGCCGAGCGCCCCGUGACGGUGUCCCUGAGGGCCAGCGCUGCGAACACCGCUGCCCAGCCCAGCGCCGGCAGCGCCGGCUUCCUGGGCUGCGCGGCGGUGGCGGCGGCGGCCGGGGUGGUGGCCUCCACUCGCAGCCGACACACUGCGCGGAAGGGCGUGGUGGGGGUGUGCCUGCCUCUCACGGACAAGUUCGACCCUUUGAACCUGGGCAACACCGACGCGAAGAUGGACCGCUACACCGCGGUGGAGAUCAAGCACGGCAGGGUGGCCAUGAUCGCCACGGUGGGCUACAUCAUGCCCGAGAUCUUCCGCUUCCCGGGCUGCGAGGCCUUCUCGCACGGGCUGGGGGCCUUCGAGUCCAUCCCCCUGGAGGGCUGGGUGCAGCUGGUGGCCCUUGUGGGCGCCCAUGAGGUGCUGGUGAAGCCUCGGCAGGGCGGCAUGGGCCUGUACGACUUCGGCCUGGGCACCGAGCUCAUCGAUGGCAUCGACGACGCGGAGCUCGAGAGGAAGCAGACCUCGGAGCGCAACAACGGGCGCUUGGCCAUGAUCGCCAUCAUGGGCCUCAUGGUGCAGGACGGCAUGUUCGGCGAGCCGCCCCUGAGCUACAUGUCCAAAUACGGCUGGUGGGGCGAGCCCGUGCAGUGGUACGUGCAGCACCUGAACAACUGCCAGUCCUUCGGCGGCAGCUUCGUGGACAACGCCGGGGUCUGCGCGCUGCCGCAGCGCCAGGGCCGCACCGCGCUGCGCGCGGCCUCGGACAAGCUCUCGGAGGGGCCCUUCAUUGAGACGGAGACCUACCCCAAGGAGAUGGAGAUGUCGGCCUCGGUGCCCUUCCUGCGGUACCCCAAGGUGUUGAAGGGCUGGGCGGGCGAGGAGAAGGGCUUCGACCCCCUGGGCGUCACGGACGCGCUGCCGGUGUACUGGGUCCGGGAGGCAGAGCUGAAGCACGGCCGGGUCUGCAUGCUGGCCACGGUGGGGUGGAUCGCCACGGACCUGGGCAUGCGCUUCCCGGGGGACGCCUUCCAGUCGGUGUCCACCACCCUGGAGGCCCACGACAAGAUGGUGGAGGCGGGGUACAUGGCGCCCUUCUUGGGGGCCAUCGGCACCUUUGAGCUCUACUCCCUGUGGCUCUUCUUCCAGGGCUGGGAGAUGAACAUCAACCGCGACGCCGGGGACUUCUUCCUGGGCAAGCAGUUCCUGCCCAAGGAGCCUGAGAAGGAGAAGGACAUGCGCCUCAAGGAGCUGGAGAACGGCCGCCUCGCCAUGUUCGCCUUCAGCGGCAUUGUCACCCAGGCCAGGCCUGGCCUUUCAUGUGAGCUGGGCACACUCCGACCCCUGGAGAAGGCUCGAGGGGUGCGAAGCGCUCGGCGUGGAAUGGGACGGCGGAUUUGUGAAAAGGUGCUGUGCGGCUGCGGUGCACGGAGAAAGCGCGAGCGGUGCUUGGAGCUUGCAGAUGGGCUGGGGAUCUUGGUACUGUGCAAAUGCACAUGGAAGCUACAGGUGGAGAAAGUAGUGCGAGUGAAGCAGCCGGGUGAAAAGACUGCUGGAUGUCCACCUCGGAGUAUGAUGAUUAUGACGGCCUCCAGAUUUAUUCGGGUGCCGGCCACCUACACGAUUCGAGGCUCCCUGGACAACGACGACGGACGAGUGACGCGCCAGGGCGUCGACUUUGCGCCGACGCCGGAGCCGGAAAAGCGAGGCACCUGGCUGCACCUCGUGGGCCCCCUGGGCUGCGUAGUGCUGGCGGUGCUGGGAAUCCUCUUGGCCGGGGAAACCCAGUGGCUGGUGGGUUACGCGAUGCGGUUACGACGCGAUGCGGAAAAUUCGCGCGAGGCGGAAGCGCAGAGCCGCUUUGGAGAUAUGCCCGUCUUCUAUGCCUACCCCAACAUCCGUGGAUGCCGGCACGUGGAUGCCUCCGCGGUGGGCUCGCAGCUCUUCAGCAACUUCACCCAGGUGGCCGUGGGCAAUAGCGAUGCCCCCAUUGCCGGCUUCCUGAAGGUCCAGCCUAUGCUGAAGACCAAGUACGCUGUGCUGAUGCACAACGACGCGUACCCGAUGGAGCGGGACUUCGCCUGCGAGAUGUUCCGCGCACUGGAGGCGAACCCCCACUACCCCAUUGCGGCUCCGCAAAUCUAUGAGGCCGCAGCCGACAAGAUCAUCGUGCCUCACGGGCAUCACCAGAACCUGCACGUGCGGCCAUCGCCUACCAGCGGCAAUGGCUACAGGAUCGACUAUGACCUCAGCUUGCAUUUGCUCACCCAGCGCAAGCCGGAGGACUUCAAGGAGGGCCCGCAGGUAGAUUUUCUGGAGGACCACGCGUUCUUCGCCAGAUCCGAUAGAUACCAUGAGCUUUUGGACCCUGCGGGCUCCUUCACGCUGGAGUACAUGGACAUGAUCCUGAACAUGCGUGCGCGAGAGACCUCGGCCUGGUACGUGCCCACGGCACGUUGCAUUUUCGACGUCGACACGUCCAAGAUCACCUGGGAGGAUGUGCCAUACCUCGUGUACAAGAGGAGCGAGCAGAUUGGGCAUCAGGUCCGCACUUAUCUCACCAACAAGUGGGGUGUGGAGUUUGUGAACACCGGCAUUUGGAACUACGUGCGAUAUGUGAUGUUGGCGGAUGUGGUCAUCAAGCAAGAUGCCUUGCCCACUGAGUGGGCAGACCAGGCCGCCAUCUUCUACAGCUGGUUCGAGAGCGUCGGCUUCAACCGCUACAACGGGCAGUACCUGCCGGACUUCAUCGAGCAGCCAGCCCCUGGCACGGUGAACAUCUCCCGGACCAUGAAGUGGACACUCCCCACGGAGGUGCCGGAGCACCGGGUGCCGCCCAAGAGCGCCAUGGAGAUUCUGCCGAAGAUGCAGCGAAAGAAGGCCGGCGCCAUUGACAUUUCCUUCAAGGAGCCCCACCUGCCGAUCGGCGUGAAGCAGAGCAGCUGUGAUGCUCAGAAGCCUUCAAGCUACCAAGAGUGCGGCCUGGCGGUGCAGGACGGCGACGAGUGCAAAUGUUUCACUUAUGUGGUGCCCUUCAACCUGAAGACCACUCUCUAUCUGGACAAAUUGAUGGCAUGGAUGAAGCUCCCAGCGCGGGCGUUCAUGUAUGGACAGAUGAAGUACUGGUCUGUCCCCAUCAAUGAGAACAAUGUUGACUUCUUCUGCGACCGCGAGCAGGAGGACUGCCAAUUCCAAGUGAGCUUCUCCGAGAAUGCCAAGGUACUGCAGUGGUCUUGGUUCGGUGAGCAGGAGAAGCCGAUCUUCACGCCGGAGGGCAUGGCAAUCGGCUCGGUCCUGGCAUUCCUGGUGUUCGCCCCGAUCGUGGUCUCUCAGUUCUCCAUGAAGAACGUGCUGGGAGGGCACCGAUCGCAGAAGGAGAAGGCCAUGUAGAACCACAGCCUUUUGUCCACCGAGCUCUGUCACAGUGCUGGUUGAGUGCCGACAUCUGGGAGAAUUCUCAGCUUGGCUGCGUUGUGAAUGCACCAAAGCUGCCAAUGGCAGCAUUGCUAAUUGCUUUUGCUUGAAACAACUAUUGGUUGUUGCGCGGGAAGGCGCAGACGAUUGGGUUGCACAGCCCCUGCGGAAGAU
Effrenium voratum is the source of this 3642-nucleotide messenger RNA. Lineage: Eukaryota; Dinophyceae; Suessiales; Symbiodiniaceae. The record is from the annotation of a GenBank genome assembly.